UCAGCACACGAUGCACCUGCCGCUCUGAGACCCCGGGACGAGUCCUACAGCUCGCCGGCCCUUCUGCUUCACUUUAUCUCCUCGCUUUGGUUUUAUCCAUCCAAGUUUAAACAAUUUUGACAGUGAACCAGUCCUCUAUAAUCUACCUUCUGGGAUUUAACAAGAGCAGGAGACGGAGAAAUAAAGGGAACGGGGGUGAGAUUUUGCAACGAGGCUCACCAUAAGACACUUUUCCUCGGCUUGAUGAGAUCAGAGACAGAAGGGGGAGGUUGUUAUUGUUUCUUCAGAGCCGCAAUCAAGUCAGCUGCACAGUGUACCGUCUGUCCCCAGCCUGUGUCCUGAGGCCUCGUUCCACCAGCUGUCCUCAAAGCUCAUGCUAAUCCAAUUAGCUCAAACAGGCGUCACCAUCCAGCCACCUCUAGAUCCUCGCUAAACAGAAACCAUGCCGACCGGCAAGAGCAAGAAGAAGAAGCCGAAGAAGAAGGAAGUCAUCGAUGGAGAGGAGCAGGGAGAAGUUGGUCUGGAGGGGGAGAUGGAGGGAGUGACCAACAGGAGCCACUCUGUCAGCAGAGACCCGUUGACUCCAGAGCCGCAGGACCCAGCACCACAGAAGAAGAAGAAAAAGAAGAGGACGCCUACUAUUGAUCUGGAAGCGGAGAACGCCGACGUGCCAAACGGUAACAUGGCCGAGCCCGACAUGGACGGAGAGGAAAUGAGUGUUGCUGUAACCAGGAAGAGGAAAAGGAAGAAGAAGGCGAAGGCGGCGGAGCACCACAGCAGUGAUCUGGGAGCCGAGGACGACGAUAUCAUCACGGGCGGCCAGUCCCCGAUCCCCCAGCAUUCCCUGUUCUCCGCCCCACACGGACACAGCCAGCCGGUCGGCAAAGUCUUUGUGGAGAGAAACAGGCGUUUCCAAGCAGAGCGAGUUGAGCAGUUCCCACACUCAGAGAUGGUGGAUGACUACAUGGACCCCAGACAGAUCUGGACCACCAGAGAUGUCGCGAUGAGGGUCCACAGUGGCUUCAGGGUGGUUGGUCUGUUCUCUCACGGUUUCCUAGCCGGUUACGCGGUGUGGAACGUCAUUGUUGUGUAUGUGCUGGCGGGUGAGCAGAUGACCAUGCUGCCCAACCUGCUGCAGCAGUAUCACCCCCUGGCCUACCCGGCUCAGUCUCUGCUGUACAUGCUGCUGGCCAUCAGCACCGUGUCGGCAUUCGACAGGGUGAACCUGGCCAAAGCCACGAUGGCACUGAGAGGCUUCCUCACUCUGGACCCUGCUGCUCUGGCUUCUUUCUUAUAUUUCAUAGCCCUGAUCCUGUCCCUCAGUCAGCAAAUGACCAGCGAUCGUAUCAACCUCUAUCCCACAGCCAACGAGACUCUGUGGCCUCCAGGCUCAGAGGAGCAGAUCCUACGGCCCUGGAUUGUGGUGAACCUGGUGGUGGCGCUGUUGGUGGGCCUGGCCUGGGCUGUCGUCUCCACCCGGCCCGACAUCGACUACACAGAAGAGGUUUUGAUGACAAUGGAAGUGGAGGGAUUCCCGAGAGGAGACGAAAAUGUUGACAUCCCUGUCUGAAAGUCUACAAACAUCUGUCUGUCUGUCUUACUCAAAAUCAGUUGUCUUGUUCAUUUAAUCAUUUAAUGUAUGUUUUUGUACAAAAUGUUAUCUAGCACUUUGUUUUGCUGAGGGUUUUUUUGUAAAUAAAGAAAUACAGUAUAUGUAUAA
Messenger RNA from Pseudoliparis swirei, 1720 nucleotides. Its product is annotated as transmembrane protein 237A-like. The transcript is spliced from 12 exons. Gene Ontology annotation, cellular component: ciliary transition zone. Gene Ontology annotation, biological process: cilium assembly. The record is from RefSeq and is a predicted model, not a curated record. Lineage: Eukaryota; Metazoa; Chordata; Actinopteri; Perciformes; Liparidae. The coding region runs from base 443 to 1570 and encodes 375 amino acids.